Molecule: messenger RNA, 1549 nt
Organism: Emiliania huxleyi CCMP1516
Lineage: Eukaryota; Haptophyta; Isochrysidales; Noelaerhabdaceae
Exons: 5
Coding region: 31-1314 (427 amino acids)
Cellular component (GO): membrane
Molecular function (GO): hexosyltransferase activity
Source: RefSeq, a predicted model, not a curated record
CGAGUCGGCGAGGGUCGCCACGCUGCCAAAAUGAGCGCGCGCGACCCACCACCUCGCGUUCUUCUCGGCGUCAUGUCCAACCCUGUCAAGCCCGCAAUGCGCGCCCAGCAGCGCAAGUGGGCCGGCCACUUCCAGCACGCAGCCAACGUGGACGUGCGGUUUGUUCUGGGCACCACCUUUUUCAACAACACGCAGCGGCCUCCACCCGAGUGGGACGAGCUCAAGGCGGAGGAGAAGGAGCACAAGGACAUCAUCUUUGUCGAGGGCCGCGAGAAGCUGCCGCACGUCGGCGUCGUCACGGAGAAGAGCGCGUCGUUCUGGCUCUCGCGCGGCGCCGAGUCGCCGGGGUACGAGUGGUACUGCAAGUGCGAUGACGACACGCUCGUCCACCUCUCGCGCCUCGGCGAGACCCUCGCCAACGUGACCCGAUCGCUCGGCCGCACAGCCCACGUCUACUUUGGCCACCUCAAGUGGCGCGGCUGGGAGGCGGGCCACCGCUUCCAGGCGUGCGGCGGCGGGUGGGGCGACUCGGCCAAGACGCUGAGCGAUAUCCUCGGCGGCGGAGGCAUGCCCGACGGAUCGCGCUAUCCCCCCUGCCCGCACGCCGCGGGUCCGGUGCCCUACAUGAGCGGAGGCAUGGUCUGCAUGUCGCGGCCCCUCGCCGUGGCGAUGGCGGCCGACGCCGCCUUCCGAGACUUCUACGAGACCGCGCGCAAGCGGAACGACCGCGGAGUCGCGUGCAAGCGUCCGGAGCGGUGCGCCGCGCAGCCGUACGCCAGCCACAUGUGGCACCACGAGGACGCGGGCGUGGGAUUCAACGUGUUUCGUGCGGCGCCGACGCAGCAGCGCCAGGCUGCCAAGGUUGGCGCCGCCAUCUUGCGUCAAGAGUCAGGCGCGGGACGGUUCGUCGACCCGCGCUUCUGCGCCGUCCCGAUCGGGGACGCCUUCGCGUGCUGCGGCUGGCCGUGGCAGCUGCCGCAGCUGCGCUCGCUGGUCCUGCGCGGCGUUGCGGCGUGGGCGGAGGAGCGCGGCGGCGCGUCGAGCGAGGUGAUGACGCCCGAGGCGCUGCACAAGGUGAUCAAGCGGCUGUACCGCGACGAGUCCAAGGGGGUGCACAACCGCAAGGGCUGCGUCGCCGACUGCUUGCGCAUCGUCGUGCCGCGCGGGGUCGACUUCGAAAAGACUCUCGCCGAGAUGGAGCUGAGGGGGGACGUGCGGCUCCUCUGGUCCACCCCGGAUGGCAAGCGGCCGCCGGCGCGCGGGAUGAGCUGGGAAGGCGUCGGGCGGGCACAGGUGGCCAGUGUCGCGCCGUGAACGCGAGUCAGGCGGACGCACUUGUACCAGGACUUGUGCGGCGGUGCUUCUCGUGCUUCUCGCCCCCGACGGCGCCGCACCGCGCAGGCUGAAAAAAUCAAAUGUCCUCAUCACAUGCGUCUCGUCUGUGUGCUGUCAAGUUGGUCGUGUGUGUGUGUGUGUGUGUGUGUGUGUGUGUGUGUGCGUGUGUGUGUGUGUGUGUGUGACGUGGGACUUACACUGCAGAGGUUUUUGC